Messenger RNA from Oncorhynchus gorbuscha (pink salmon), 3937 nucleotides. RefSeq names its product adhesion G protein-coupled receptor G11 (gene adgrg11). Gene Ontology annotation, cellular component: membrane. The transcript is spliced from 19 exons. Gene Ontology annotation, biological process: cell surface receptor signaling pathway; adenylate cyclase-activating G protein-coupled receptor signaling pathway. Gene Ontology annotation, molecular function: G protein-coupled receptor activity. Bases 293 to 2476 code for a protein of 727 amino acids. Lineage: Eukaryota; Metazoa; Chordata; Actinopteri; Salmoniformes; Salmonidae. The record is from RefSeq and is a predicted model, not a curated record.
UAUCCUUUGCAUAAUGACCGACAAAACAAAGAAGUGCCUGUUGGUUUAUGCACUGACCACUGUCCACAGAGUUUUGCAAGGGAAAUGUGACCCUCCGGCUUGGCAUGCAAACUCACGGCUACGUUUAGAUGUACAUUUUCACGUGGGCAUCAUCGUUGAGGAUUAGUCAGAGAACAUAGUUUUCAUUCUUUGACGGUUCAGCAGAACGCGUGCCGCUGUUUUCCGUGACCGUGGCUGUAGGUGUUAACACCAAGAAACGGGUUUUUUGUUGUUGUAGCCGGACACAAACACCAUGGAGUUGAAGAGUUGUUGGGUGGCUUUGGGUUCCCUGCUCAUUCUUCUCUGGAAUCCUACAUGCGCAGGAGAACCAAAAACAUCAUGUGACAUGAAUCGUCUGAAUAAGGAUAAAAAUAUUUUGAUAGUUGACGCUGGCUUCACAGGUACCCUGAAACAAUGUUGUGGAAAUGCAGCUAAAACCACCACAGACAUAUUUCAAAUGACGUGCAGUGUUUCAAUCAACACUCCUGGUAUUAGCUUUCAGGAAGACUGCAAGAAUAUGGACUUAUGUGUGCGGGAAGUAAAUAAUUCUCAUCUCCUGUACACGUCAAAGAAGUACGCGAACAAACAAACAAAUGGAUUGUUUGUGUGUGUGAUGGUUGGACGGAAUUGCAGCAUGACAAUGGACUUACUCAGGGCAAACAUUACAGCUUACACUAAGAAAUGGCCUUCCAACGAGUCUAAGACAACCACCUGCAGUGUCUCCUGUUUCAGCACCUAUGAACAUUGCAGGACAUCCGCAUAUAAUGAAGAGGUCUGCAAAAACUCCAAAAACCAAGAUCAGUUCCUCAUCAAUGUAACAGCACCAGGGAGCUUGUGUGUCAACUGUAAUAAACCAUUUAAAGACCCUGUGGGACAGUUGCCUCCUCCAGCGAUCUUUGACACUGGAAGUGGAGUUCACAUCGAUGGUGAAAAGGCUUCGAAGGCCAUGAAAGAUAUCGCCUCUCUGGUCAAUAUGAUGAAUGAGUCCUCAGCUUCUGUGUCCAUGGGCUCGGUCACUGGGGUCGUAGUGAAGCCCAAAGAGGAGACCGACAUCGAGGAAGUCUCCUUUGGAUACUCUUCCAACUCCGGCAUUAAGAUUGUCGAAAAUCGGGAGUCUCUGGGUGGCUUCUCUAGGUCUGUAUCAGUCACAAAGGAAGCAUUUGAAAAGGCCUACAACUUAAGCAACGGCAGUGCAUUUGCCGGUGUUUUCCGAUUCCCCAACAUGUCCAAGGAUGUAUACAACAGCACAGUUCUGUAUAACGAAGUGGUAGCGAUCGAGAUGGGCUGUUUCAUUGACAAUUUAACCGACAAGAUAAAUCUUAAUUUUCUAAACGUCCAUAAGGGGGAAGCCAUUCCAUCGUGCCAGUCAUGGAACGGUGAAGGGAGUCAACCCAACUGGACAGACUAUGGCUGUUUGACCAUUGUGAUAGGGGACAACAUAACCUGCAGGUGUACACACCUGACUUUCUUUGCUGUGCUAAUGUCUCCUCCGAACCAGACUCUCUCAGACGGUGAUGUGAACUCUCUCACCUACAUCACCUAUGUGGGGUGUGGCGUGUCCAUGUUCUUCCUGGGCGUGGUUCUCUUCAUGCACUUCCUGAUAAAGAAGGCGAAGUCAAGCAACACCACCCAGAUCCUGAUCCAGCUGUUUCUGUCCAUGUUCAUGCUCAACAUCACCUUCCUGACCAACGGGUGGGUGGCCAGUCUGCAGAGCCCACUGGGCUGCCAGGUGAUGGCUGCGGCCAUGCAUUACUCUAUGCUGGCCACCUUCACCUGGUUCGCCGUGGAGGCCUUUCACCUCUGUCAGCAGCUCUACAAGUCAGGCUCCCUCCCCAUACCGCGCUACAUCAUGAAAGUGUGUAUCGCCGGGUGGGUGCUGCCCGGCACGGUAGUGAUCAUCCUCAUCAGUCUGGGUAAAUACGGAAAACAGAUCAUCUACACUGACGGAGGGAAGGAGGUGUACAUGUGCUGGAUCCUGGACAUUGACGUGCACUACAUAGUGAACAUUGGCUACUACGCGCUGGUCUUCCUCUUCACUUUCACCACCUUCAUCGUGGUUCUGAGCUGGCUGGUUCACCUUAAGAGCACCAAGAACAAGGUCCAGCAGCAGGGGACAGGCUCCAAGGACAUAGUGACUGUGAUGGGGCUGUGCUGUCUGCUGGGAAUCACCUGGAGUUUUGCCUUCUUCGCCAACGGGGUCCUGAAGGUUCCCUCCUUCUACAUCUUCACCAUCCUCAACUCGUUCCAAGGUUUCUUUCUGUUCCUCUACUACUACAACACCAGUAGAGUAAUUGGGGAGACCGCCAAGGACAACAGUACCAGUAGCAAAAGCUCCACAAUGUCCGUCACGGUCACCACCUUGGAGAACCCUUACUUUGACCUAGGCCAACACCACCCUGGAGAACCCUUACCAAUCAAAACGAAUCCCCAAUCCUAGACAGUGGAGGCUGGUGAGAGGAGGACAGAUCAUAAUAAUGUCCAGAAUGGAGAAAAUAUGUUUUGAUACCAUAAAAAAAAUAUAUAUAUAUUGUUCCAGCUGUAAAUAUGAGCCCGUACUCUGAUGUAAAGUACCACCAGCUACUACUGGCAGUGACACUGGAAGUCCGAGAGAAAUUAUACUCUUAACAGAAUUAUAGUUCUCAGAGUAAAACAAUCUCUGAGUGUAUGGACAUUUUGCAGCUUUUAACUUGUAUUGUAGAAUAGACCAAGGUGACUGUACCCCACAUGUCCUGGUAAAUCCAUAGAUUUAUACUGACUUUUCCCCCAGAAUUUGGUAAAUAUUUAUAUAUAUAAAAAAAAAAAAAAUGCUUCAAAAAGAGAUGAAUCAGAUUUUUUUUGCCUUCUUAAAUCUAAAUAAAUCUGUGAACUAUGAUUAUUACAUGGAGCUUAAAUGAAAUUAAAUGUAUGUAUGUUUGCAUUUAGUAUGUGUGUGUCAUAUGUGCAGUUGAAUUUAAUUUAACAUUAUUUAUUCAACUUAAUAAUGAAUAGCAUCAGAAAAAACACAAGUUGUCACAUUGAUAUAGCUUUAUUCUCAUGUGUGUGUGUGUGUAUAUGUAUAUAUAUAUAUAUAUAUAUCAUACUAAAAAUAAACACAAGUAUAAAAUAAAAUCCAUCAAAGAAACUGUACAAAAACAUUUAAAUUACAGAAGUCUACUGUCCAAAAAAGGCACUAAAUUCUGAAAUGGGCAAAAUAGUAAUUCAGAAGAUAACUAUUGGAGAUUGAAUGGUGUUGUAUCAAUCUAUCUUAUUUUGAAAGAGCUAUAUUGAAGGUUUUAUUUACUGGGGACAGGAGACAUGGAGGGAAGUGUAGCUAUGUCUGAACCUUUACCCUGCCCUUCAGGGGCAGACUGGGAAAAUAAAUCAGCCCUGGCAUUUCUAACACACUGGCCCAUUUUUUAAAAACAAUUUUUCUUUCAUUGAAGCAGCUGCAGUGGCAUAUUUUUUGUUGUUGUUGCCUGAUGCUUCCCAUUAUGAGCAAAAUAACAAUCAUUCUCCGCAAUGACCCCCAAUUUAGUCAGGCCCGCUGGGCUAAAGAUGGACCAACUUAUCUGGCAUUGGCCUGAAUUGGUUCGAAACCCCCAGUCGAUCACAUAAAGUAGUAAUUUGGUUUUUACCUGAAUACUGCGAGAACGUUCUAGCAUACAGGACCUGUACCACAGCACCCCUUUAGGUCAGGAGGUGCUACUACAGGAAAGUACAUAACAAUUCACCUGCAAUAGAGGGGGGCUAUGCUUUCACACAAUACACUAUCUUGUCAUCUGAAAUCACAGACAUGGAAACUGUUCUUCAUGACAUGGGGAUAACAAACAAUGGAAUAAUGAAAAAACAUUUGUUUUUGUUUUUUUAGAAAUAAAAAAAAUAAAAAAUAAAGAAACGAUUGAUUUCACAAUAAAAGCAU